Messenger RNA from Dunckerocampus dactyliophorus (ringed pipefish), 1562 nucleotides. It is a transcript of the gene lbx1b, whose product is annotated as ladybird homeobox 1b. The record is from RefSeq and is a predicted model, not a curated record. Gene Ontology annotation, biological process: regulation of DNA-templated transcription. Gene Ontology annotation, molecular function: DNA-binding transcription factor activity, RNA polymerase II-specific; DNA binding. Lineage: Eukaryota; Metazoa; Chordata; Actinopteri; Syngnathiformes; Syngnathidae. Bases 289 to 1104 code for a protein of 271 amino acids. The transcript has 2 exons.
ACUGCAACAUAGUCAAAGAGUGAAAGGGAAGAGGGCGAAAGUGCCAGUGGAAAUAAUUGAUUAGCUGGCAGUCGAUGCUAACUUGUUAGUAAUCGCCAAGUGUUUGCUGCUCGCCAUUUCCAAGGAAGCUCCUGCCUGCGCGGAUCUUGCUCCAGAGGAUCCACACCUUUGGAAUAAGAUUUUCCAUCUUCCUCUGUUAUGUGACUUUUUCACCCCCCCACCUCGCCUUCAUAGCCUCACGCUGAUUUUAUUUUUUUAUUUCCACAAACGAGUCAAUCUCCGCACCAAAUGAUGACAUCUAAAGAGGUGGCCAAAUGCGAUGCGGGGGAGAACAGGAGGCGAAGCCCGCUGGACCACUUGCCGCCCCCCGCCAACUCCAACAAGCCGCUGACCCCCUUCAGCAUAGAGGACAUCCUCAACAAACCGUCUGUGAAGAGAAGUUACACCAUUUGUGGCACGGCGCAUCUCAUUUCCUCCACGGAGAAACACCGCGCCUCCAGCCUCCCCCUGUCAAGCCGGGCUCUGCUCACCCAGACCUCGCCUCUGUGCGCCCUGGAGGAGCUCGCCAGCAAGACAUUCAAGGGCCUGGAAGUGAGCGUGCUGCAGGCGGCAGAAGGCCGGGACGGGAUGACCCUGUUCGGCCAGAGGACCACCCCGAAGAAGCGCCGGAAGUCCCGCACGGCCUUCACCAACCAUCAAAUCUACGAGCUGGAAAAGCGCUUCCUGUACCAGAAGUACUUGUCCCCGGCGGACCGGGACCAGAUCGCCCAGCAGCUCGGCCUAACCAACGCGCAGGUCAUCACGUGGUUCCAGAACCGGAGGGCCAAGCUAAAGCGGGACCUGGAGGAGAUGAAGGCGGACGUGGAGUCGGCCAAGGCCAUCGGCCAGGUCCCCUUGGACAAGCUGGCCAAGCUGGCCGACCUGGAGAAAUGCGCCAACGGCACGCUGGGCCAUCCGCGGCCCGAGUCCCCCACGCGGGGCGGCCAGCAGGAGCUCGAUCUCGGCCAGAAACUGAGGAGAUCCCCGCUGUCCCCUUUCUCAGACCACACAACGAGUAAAGAGUGCUCGGAGGACGAGGACGUGGAGAUUGACGUGGAUGACUGAUGGCUCUGCGCGGGGCUGCACUGGACGCACCAAACCAAACGAAAAAGACAUCAUGAGCAUAAAACGCCGUCGAGGACUUGUGUAACUUACUGCUGAUAUUGUGUACCACUUUUCACAAUAUGUACCAAAAUGUAAUUCUACUUUUAUACGGACGUGCGCGCGCGCGCACACACACACACACACACACACACAUAGCGCAGCAUGAACACACAACAAGAAGACAGUCAUCAUGUAACAAAACAAACAACUUUGCAAUCAAAGCAAUACGGUCAAAAUCACACUGAAUUGAUCAUGACUAGAAUGUUCUUAUCAUUUGAAAGACUACCCCCUUCUUUUUUUGAAAGGUUCUCAUAUUUUUUGCAUGAAAAUGCAUGAUUUGAGUUGUGAUGUAUUUAUUUGGAUUUAAUUUAAAAACAUCAUGAAGAUUGCAGGACUUUUUUCUCCACACGAGAAAGCAA